Anopheles aquasalis is the source of this 2710-nucleotide messenger RNA. RefSeq names its product hdc homolog, cell cycle regulator (gene heca). NCBI's taxonomy places the organism in Eukaryota, Metazoa, Arthropoda, Insecta, Diptera, Culicidae. The record is from RefSeq and is a predicted model, not a curated record.
GCCAACAAUUAUUUGGCAGCGCACGGCCAAGAGAACGAACAAUUUCCCGUGACCGCAGCAUCCGUAGGAGAAUUUAUUACGACGAAAACAACAAACCACCUCCAACUGUUUGUAGAGAGAGUAUCCUUCCCCGAUGGCACCAAGACGUGGAGCCGUGGCUACGGCCUCCUCGGUCACCACUGCCAACACCAACGGUAGCAACUCGACGCUGCAGCAACAGCAGCAGCAGCAUCAGAUCCAGCAGCAAAUUCUGCAAUCCCAGACGAGUCUGUCAAGCUUGGGCGGGCUGGAUCUUUUCGGUGGUCUCGAUUCGGACCACGGCUUCGAAUCGUCGCACUCGGCAGACGGAUCGGGCUCGGAGGGCUCCAACAUGGGCCGCUGCUGCAUUCCGGCCGGCGAGUGUUUGAAGCCGCUCGGUGAUUACGGUUCGAUGAUCAAUCUGGAGGAUCUGCGUGAUUGCGUGCGGGUUCUGUGCAGCAACGAUAGCUGCACCGCCGGCCAGUACAUGCACCGCGAGUGCUUCGAGCAGUGGGAGGAAGGCAUCCUGGGCUACCUGAAAUCGAUCGGACGUGCCCGCUCCUGGUCGGAAAAGCAGCGGCAGCAGAAUCUGUGGACGAAGAAGGGUUACGAUCUGGUGUACAAGAUGUGCGGCUGCAAGUGCGGCCGAGGCCAUCUGAAGAAGGAUCUCGAUUGGAUCGUACCGACGACGGCCAGCCUGUUCGGUCGGGCCCUGAUCGGCACCGGGGGUGGCAACAAUGGUGGUGGUGGCGGUGGCGGUGGUAUCAUUGGUGAUACCGAGGAGUUGCUGAAGAAGAAAAAGAAACGUAACCGCCAGAACCAGAAGCAAUCGCAGCAGCAACAACAACAGCAACAUCAGCAAGCGCCGCAACCGUUGUUGGCCAUCUCGACGAGCGGAAACCACAGCAUGACGAGCAGUGCCAAUAGUAGCGCCACCAACAGUCCCAACGGUGGCGGAAAUCAGCUGCUGUCACUGCAGCAUCACCACGGCAGCAGCAGCCUCUUCCACCAUCAUCAGCAUCAUCAUCAUCAGCAACCGUCGGCGGCCGCUACCUCGAAUGCGCUGUCCGUGCUGAGCACGCUGAAGCUGUCGGACCAUUUCGCCAACUCGCUGAUACUGAAUGGCACCGGUGGAGGUGGUGGCAACUCUGUCUCGGGUCUAGGCGCAGGAGGGAACCAUUUCGGUCAGCAUCAUAAUCAGCAGCAGCAGCAGCAGCAGAUUACGGCUUCGGCGGCUGCCGUGGCGGCUGCGACCGCGGCUAGAAUGCGCGCCAACAGCCUAUCGUCGAUUAGCAAUGGGUCGAGUACACCACCGGCAUCCGGCACCUCGUCCGUGCUGUCGGGUAGCGGUGUUGGAUCGGAUCAGUCCAUCUCACCCGUCCACCAUCAUCACAACCACCAUCACCUUCAUCAUCAUCAGCAGCACCACAGCCAGCAUCAGCAGCAGCAGCAGCUGCAGCCGCCCAGUCCGGCCAGCAUCGCCAAGCUACCCCUGACACCGAAAUCGAAAGUGGAACUCUACUCCGAGCGUGUACGUGCUACAUCUGGUGCCAAUGGAAUCUUCUCGCGUCGACUGGACUUUUCCUCGUUCAACGCAUUGCCGCGGCAGCGAAUAAACUCGUAUUCGAUAAAGAUCGAAGAUGAAGGCAACCACGGAAACGACGAAACACGUCUCUUCAUUCUGUCGUCAUUGGCCGCACAACACAAGAGCCGCGUGGCGUGCAUCCUAUGCGAGGAACCAAUGCUAGUCUUUGACCGCUACCCGCUAGUCGAUGGAACCUUCUUCCUUAGUCCUAAGCAGCAUGCCAAAGGAUGCAUUGAAGUGAAGUACGAGAAUCGUGUCCAAUAUCUCACGUCCGUGUGCAUGGCGUGUCUGGAUGGUGUCGAGCCAAAUCGUGCAGUACGCUGCAGAUUCUGUGCCCAAAAAUGGGACGGAUCGUCGCUUGUACUGGGAACGAUGUAUUCGUACGACAUAUUUGCAGCAAUGCCGUGUUGCACCGAGCGACUGAAGUGCAACACCUGCUUCAAGCUUCUGCUGCAUCCGCAUCAACGGUUGAACUUCUACAGUGAUUACAGCCACAGCGUUUCGUGCCCGUACUGCAGUGCCCAGGAUACGCACUUCGUGAAGCCGCUGGCGUACUGCUACACCAAGCAGCCGAUGCAGUUGUUCCAGCACUGGCCAUAACAUGAGGCCACGUUGGAGUCUCCCAAGUCGAGUGUGACUAGUAGCUGCUUCACGGCCGCGCCGGUUGAUGCCGGUAGCCGUCAGGAGCAGCAGUCACCGUUCGGAGGAUCGUCCGCUUCAUGCUCUACGUCCGUGAUGCCAGCCGGUAGUGCGGAUAAAGCUGUCGUUGAUACUGCCGCAAUGAACUCCUUCAUCCAGGAGCUGCGCCACCUCAGCAACAGCAGCACCAUCAGCAGCAUUAGCAGCACGAGCACCGAUUCCGGGAUUUCGACUUCACACUAUGGAGACUCCAACGUCGGCAGUGGCCUGGCCGCUGCCAUCAUCAAUAGCCAUCAGCAGCAGACAACUAGCAACGCAAUCGCGCUCAUCCAACAAUCAAACGGAAAAGCUUCCUCCGGGAUGAUAAUUAGCUCGGGAGCAGUGCCGAAGACAGCGAUCUCAGCUCCGCCCGGUCUGUCGACGGCCGCAAUCUGGGGCAACAAAUCGCUCUGGGGCCCAGCACCUCCU